AUGAAGAAAGACCUCGUGAAAAUGAUCAAGAGAGACCUCAGUCCAGCACAGACAAAAACGAUUCUGCUGAUACUCGAGAUCAAGGCUCCCCCAAAAGAAAAUAAAAAUAAAAGGAGGAAGAUCAAAACUGGAUACAUAAAUUCUACACCAGAAAUAGAUUCAAUUAAACAACAAGUAGCAGUGAAACAACAAAAGGAGCGGGAAAAGUUAGCUAGGGCAGCGAAAAGAAAACUUCCAGCCAUCAUAGAAUCAGAAGAUGAAUUAUAUGGAAACGACAGCGACAAUUCCGAUGCCGCUUGUCUGUAUUGCAAUGAAUUAUAUUCCAUGUGUCAGUCGGGAGAGAUAUGGAUUAGAUGUCAAACUUGUUCUAGCUGGUGUCAUACAGAAUGUGCUGGAGUUGACAAGCGCACGAAAAAUUUCAUCUGCGAAAUUUGCACUAGUUAG
This is a messenger RNA of Phaedon cochleariae (mustard beetle), 444 nucleotides long. Lineage: Eukaryota; Metazoa; Arthropoda; Insecta; Coleoptera; Chrysomelidae. The record is from the annotation of a GenBank genome assembly.